AUGUCUCGGCGAUGGCUUCCUGCAGACACGCGCCAGUCGCGUUGGAACGCCCAGCAGAGUCGCACGCGCAGAGAGGCCGUCGAGGCCGCUGAGCUGAGAAUCGCCAUCGCCCGUCCGCUGUCGAUGCGCCUCGACGCCACGAGGGUCAUCUCGGACGACGCUGUCACCGGCCUGGGCAAGCUCGCCCUCCUGCCCAACGAGGUCAUCAUGCUCGUCUUCGCCAACAGCACCCUGCAUUCGCUGCUGCGUCUUCUACGCGUCAACAGAGCCGCGCGCCAGUUCGUGAGACUGCUUCCCUCCUUCGCCGACGUCACGUCGUCGGUCAAGUUGCAGAUGUCGCGCGCGAAACCCCCCUACCGCCGCCUGCUCGCCACUGUCUUGAAGAACACCACUUACAACGCACUCCGCUUCCUCAUCACCACCCACGACUCCGAGGAGCUUCUUGCCAGUAGCAGCAUAGUUACAGAACCGGAUGGGGACGAUGAACUUAAGAUUCACAAGACCAGUAGGUCUCACAGUCUCGAUGCCAACACGCAUCGCCUUCGUGUAGAUGGAUUCGUCAGGAACAGGCUAGAGCUCUCCAUCGCACAGCUCCAGAGCGAGUUUGAGCAGCAUGAGGUCGUCUGCGCCCUGCAGUGCGCUGGCAACAGAAGGCGUGACUUGCGCACUGCCGUCAAGGAGGUCCAGGGGAUCGACUGGUUCGAUGGCGCUGUCAUGGACUGCCGAUGGCGUGGUCCGCUGCUGAAAGACGUUCUGGCGAAGGCCGGCAUCGACCUGGACGGCGCCGAAGCAGAUGGACAAGCGAAGCAAGCUGCCGAAGCACACGUCGCCUUUGCGUCGUUCCAGGUCCAGUGCCAGGAGGACACGUGGUAUGGCGCAUCUAUUCCGCUGGGCUGCGCCGUGGACAGGGAGAAAGAAGUCAUCCUAGCGCUGGGAAGAAACGGAAAACCACUGAGCACCCGCCACGGCUACCCAAUCACCGUACAGAAAUCAGAAUGCAGCAACUACUACAUGCAGCACGGCUACAAGGCCCUUCCGCGCGAGGCAGUCGAUAGUGAAUCGGCGGAGAAGUACUGGCACAUCACCCCGCCUGUGCAGGAGAUGACGGUGAACUCUGUGGUUACCAGCCCACGAACAGGGGAGACGGUCAGCAGAAACGAACGUGGGAAUGUUGAGUGCCAUGGGUACGCUCUGCUCUGCGGUGACGGCGGACCAAUCGUCAAGGUCGAAGUGAGCGGUGAUCAUGGGCGGAUGUGGAUACCGGCCAAUUGGAACACCAUGAAGGCGAGGGCAAGCGGACGUGGAAGUUCGGGAAAGUUGAACUCCCUGUGA
Messenger RNA from Anthostomella pinea, 1332 nucleotides. The record is from the annotation of a GenBank genome assembly. NCBI's taxonomy places the organism in Eukaryota, Fungi, Ascomycota, Sordariomycetes, Xylariales, Xylariaceae.